This is a messenger RNA of Cetraspora pellucida, 1332 nucleotides long. Lineage: Eukaryota; Fungi; Glomeromycota; Glomeromycetes; Diversisporales; Gigasporaceae. The record is from the annotation of a GenBank genome assembly.
AUGAUUUUCUCUCAACAAUAUCAAGAUUCGCAAUUCUCUGAACAAUUGUUAAUGAAUCAUCAUCCAAAACCAACUCUUCUUUACUGUACGCCUCCAUCUUCACCGAUGUCCAUGUCUAAUAAUUUGGGUCAUCCAAACCGUUCUUGCGUUUCAUGCAAGAAACGCAAAGUCAAAUGCGAUAGAAAAACCCCAUCAUGCGCGGCCUGUUUGAAGUCUAAACAUCGUUGCUAUUAUACAUCUUACUCACCUCCGGAAGAAGCGUUAACAAACAUUCCAGAGGAUGAAGCGAUCAAAGCUAUACGACAGCAACAAUGGAUCCAAAAUCAAAGAAUGAAUUCUGAAGUAAAAUUACCUACUAUCGUAAAGAACGAAUAUGACUUAGCAUCUACGAAUGGUUCUUUUCUUAACGACUCUAUCCUCAGUCUAAAUGUCGAUAAUUCUACUGUACCUAUGACUUUUGGCCCCGUUGCUUCUUACGUUCCUGCACGAUUUCAAACUCCCCACCUAACUCAAUUACAAAAUCCAAUCGCUACUUCGCAAAAUUUGGUACAACAAUCUUAUAUGGUACCGCAGCAACGUCAACAAAUUUCCACUCAAUCGUCCCCUCUUAUUAAUCAAACAACCCUUACAUCUUUUUUGCAACCUGCUUCUCCAGAUAAUUAUGUUCCAAAUAUGCGUGGUAUCAUCACAUUGAACUACAAUGUGAAUGGUUUAAUGCAAUUUAUGGAGAUAGAUCCUGCACUUAUUCCCAUUCUUCAAAGCGUAACAAAAGGAGCAGGACCUAUUAUACCACCAAAUGGAUUCGUAUCAGUAUCUCAAUUACAAUUCUGGAUUUAUGAAAAAGUUUUAGCAUUAAGUCAAGAAUGGAGAGGAGAAGCAGAUCAAACAUACGUUUUAGAUCCUGAUGAAAGAUUAAAAUUACGAAUAAUUGAAUAUGAACAACAAGGACAAUUUUCUUGUGUUGCACAACAACAAUUCGAUGUUGAAAUUGAACGACCAGAAUAUACAUCUGGUAAUAAUUUCGAUCAACAAACAGGGGAUUUUAAACCUUAUAAUGAUUUAAAUCCAUAUGACGAUGACGAUCGACAUAGUGGUAAUAGUAAUCGAAGCAGUAUCGAUAUAGAUCCAAUGGAUACUUUUCUUCAUAAAAUUUAUGCAUUCGUUCGUAAAUUUAUGAGAGAUGUUCCUUGGUUACGAGAAAAUUUUAUGUUAAAUUUUAGAAGAUCACCAACUGAUUUUGAUAUUAAUUGCGAUGGAAUAUUAUCUGAUGUUGCUAUAGAAGGGGAACAUUUUUUUAAUGGAACAUCGUAUCAUUUAUUCAACAUAAACUAG